AAGGACUAUUCGUACAUGUAUUGCACGUGGGUUCGGGCUGUUCACUAUCGUUUAAUUUUUGUUCGAGAUUGUUCCACUUCAAAACCGUCAAGAUGAUGAUGCCAGGCAGAUCUCCCGUGUUGGUUCUAAAUCAAAACACGAAACGAGAGAGUGGAAAGAAGGUUCAGAUCGGAAAUGUAGCCGCUGCGAAGACAAUAGCAGAUGUCAUCAGAACAUGUCUAGGACCACGCUCAAUGCUCAAGAUGUUGAUGGACCCUAUGGGAGGCAUUGUGAUGACCAACGAUGGGAACUGCAUUCUCAGAGAGAUCACGGUACAACAUCCAGCAGCCAAGUCUAUGAUUGAGAUCAGUAGAACACAAGAUGAGGAGGUCGGUGAUGGAACCACAUCAGUUAUCAUCCUCGCUGGGGAGAUGAUGUCUGUAGCUGAGCCAUUCCUACAGCAGGGCAUGCAUCCCACACUCAUCAUCAAUGCUUACAAAGAAGCCAUGGAAGAUAUGCUCCAGAUUAUGAAGGACAAGUGCAGCAAACAAGUAGAUGUGAGUGAUAGAGGUCAGAUGAUGAACAUCAUCAAGAGCUGUCUAGGAACCAAGUUUAUCAACCAAUGGGCUGAUCUGGCUUGUCAGAUUGCGUAUGAUGCUGUUAAUACCGUAUCUCUAGAGGAGAAUGGCAGGAAAGAGAUCGACAUCAAACGCUACGCCAAAGUAGAGAAGGUUCCAGGUGGUACUAUUGAAGACUCCCGAGUACUUAAAGGUGUGAUGCUGAAUAAAGAUGUGACACAUCCACGCAUGAGGAGACGCAUUGAGAACCCACGUAUCCUCCUCUUGGACUGCAAUCUAGAGUACAAGAAGGGAGAAAGUCAGACCAAUCUCGAGAUGGGAAGCGACACAGACUUCACCCGCAUUCUACAGCUAGAGGAGGAGUACAUCCAACGUAUCUGUUCUGAGAUCAUCGCACUCGAACCUGAUCUCAUCUUCACAGAGAAAGGCAUUUCAGAUCUGGCACAACAUUACCUUGGAAAGGCCAACAUCACAGCUAUCCGACGUGUCAGGAAGUCAGAUAAUAACCGAAUCGCAAGAGCAUGUGGUGCCACGGUUGUGAAUCGUACGGAUGAACUGAGGAAGGAAGACUUGGGUCUUGGAUGUGGACUCUUUGAGAUUAAGAAGAUUGGAGAUGAGUAUUUCACCUUCGUCACAGAAUGCAAGAACCCCAAGGCUUGUACCAUUCUCCUGAGGGGUGCUAGCAAGGAUGUGUUGAAUGAGGUUGAACGUAAUCUCCUGGAUGCUAUGAAUGCUGCUCGUAACGUCAUGCAGGAGCCCUGUCUUGUACCAGGUGGAGGUGCUGUAGAGAUGGCUCUGUCACAUGCCCUGAAUGAGAAGGCCAAGGCCAUCAAGGGUGUACAGCAGUGGCCUUACAAGGCCGUAGCAUCAGCUCUAGAGGUCAUCCCUAGGACUCUCAUCCAGAACUGUGGAGGCAAUACUAUCCGCACUCUUACUGCACUCAGGGCUAAGCAAGCAGACCCAGCUAACUUCAAAUGGGGUAUAGAUGGUGAGAAGGGCGUAAUUGCUGAUAUGAAAGUCUUGGGUAUCUGGGAUCCAUAUGCAGUCAAGGCACAGGUAUACAAGACAGCCAUUGAGACUGCUAUGCUUUUGCUUCGCAUUGAUGACAUUGUGUCAGGAUCUAAGAAGGCUGGUGAGAGGGAAGGUGCAGGAACGGUUGCCCCUACAACUGAAUAACACGUCUUGACUUCCAAUCAGUAGUCUCCUAUAGUUAGUGGAUGUGUAAGAUUAAGCUAUCAUAAGCUAAUACAUUAAGGUGUCUUUGUAUGUAUUGCACCAACACAGACAUAGAUGUCAUUCAGACCCAGUAAGAUAUGGUGGGUUGUUUGAAGAAUUCCUAUAUCGAGCCCAUUAGAAAUAAAUGCAUUCCUCCUGAAGUUGAGGCACAUGCCUCAAACUAUGUCAAAAUGUUUCAGGAAGAGAACCCCACUCACAAUAUUCUCUCUAUUUAAGUACCACCUUCCUUCGUUUAGAAGAAGAAACUAAAUUUACAAAUUAUCCUAAAUUUAUUUAGUGAAGAGGCAUUCUAUUGGCUCACACAAUAGAUGUGCACCCCCCCCCCCUGCAUUAGUUCUUUUACUUCUGAUGCCUUGUUCUCAUCUGAUGCUAUAAAAUAUAAACCUUAUGCGGUAAUAGUAAAAACAUUGUGUGUGUUAAUGAAUGGCAAGUUGAGGUCCAACAAAUAGCCCUGAGUAAUAGUGUCUCAUUUAUGUGUUAUGAGAUACACAAAUGUGAAAGACACUGUGCUCAUGUCAUUCCAUCGUACCGCAGUGAUUCUUUGAUAGGCUUACCAUAAUAACAAGACGUACAAUAAAUGGUCAUUGACAGAACAUGAUGAAGAUUGAACACGAUGUAACAGUAAAUUUAUCCCUCAUAUACUGUAGCCUAUAUCUCACAUGAACCAGUACUUUGUCUGUUAAACUGUGACCUUCAUUCCACUGAUGGUAGUAAAUACUGUUAUGAGUGAAGUAUAACCUAACCCAAUAAAUGUGUCUUAAAAGACCUUUUGGAUGAUCACAUUCAGAUAUUGAAUGUAUCUGUUUUGGGAGAAAAAAUGUGAAGCAAAUGAAUUGAUAUUGAUGUAUUUUGUAAUGGUGUUUUCUAAUAAUGAAUAUAAGCAAUGCUUGAAGUGGUAUUAUUUGUUAUCUUUUAUACUUUAUUAUCACUCUCUGUUUGUUUGUGCAGAGGGUUGAUGUUGCAGCACACAUGCACGCCACAUUAGGCCAAACAUGUCUUCAGGAAUAUUGUAGUGUUUUUGCCUGAGUCACUUUUUAUGGAAAAAUAAAAGACAUAGUGACAGGUUUGUAAUAUAGGAUCUUUCUCUUAGCCAUGUCACAUAGGUCAUUCAACUUCAGGCUUUGUAGAGAUGAGCUGCUAUUGAAGUACCUGUGAGGUCUUUCAACAGCCCUGUUAUUCCCAAUUCAUGUGUAUACCUUCUUGUAUUUAUAUAUGAACGAUAUUUGUACAGUUAACUUUUCAUAAGUGGAAUGGGUUGGGACCACCAAAAAAAAUAGUUUGAUUUAUGCAAAAUUAGACUUAUGAGGUGUAAAUUACACAUUUCAUAUAGUUUGACCCAAAUUUGAUUUAACUUGGGGGAAUUUGAGUUAUGCAGAGUUAACUGUGACUAAUGGGAAAGUGGAUUUAGCUCAUCACUUCAUACUGGUAUUGAAGAUUCGUGAAUGGCCUUUUGGGAAAUACUUACCGUAUCCAUACAAGAGCUUGUGGCUUUCUUUUUUUUAUAGUGAAGUUCUGAAGAGCAAUGUGCAUAUUAUUUAAGUCAAACAUGUCAGUGGUACAAGUCAAUAAAUUGUUGUGAUGUGUGCAGAGAAAA
Molecule: messenger RNA, 3387 nt
Organism: Strongylocentrotus purpuratus (purple sea urchin)
Lineage: Eukaryota; Metazoa; Echinodermata; Echinoidea; Camarodonta; Strongylocentrotidae
Gene: cct3
Product: T-complex protein 1 subunit gamma
Exons: 16
Coding region: 93-1733 (546 amino acids)
Biological process (GO): protein folding
Cellular component (GO): chaperonin-containing T-complex
Molecular function (GO): ATP-dependent protein folding chaperone; ATP binding; ATP hydrolysis activity
Source: RefSeq, a predicted model, not a curated record